AUGAGAGGCCACAACUUGCUGAGGCGCCCACGAUCAUUGGCACGUAGCACUGCCAUCCAACCACUUCCACGACAACCAUUCCCGAGAACACCCAACAAUGCUUCGCAAACAGCAGCAAGUGCCACUCGAUCCAAGUCAAGUCUUCCCCUGCCGCCUUCCUCAUUGUUUCAAGUGUUUUUGGAACGAUACAAUGCGGCUCUGCACAGGCGCCCGUUGCUCGUAAAAGCAUCGGCAGCUUCCAUCAUUUUCUUUGCCAGUGACUCGGCAACCCAACGAAUCACGGAACCAGACAAGGAUUGGGAUUUCGCGCGAGCAGGAUCUGGUGCUGCCUUUGGUGUCGUUGCCACGGCUUGGUUGCACUACUGGUGGGGAUUCCUCGAGGUGGCAGUCGGCAAGCGAUUGCCCACCAGCACGCACCGAUUGUCCAACACCUUGACUAAAGUUGUUGUGGAUCAAGCGAUUGGAGCUCCCAUGUACAUUUACACGUACUUUGUGAUUACCAACUAUUUGCAAGAUUGGAAUGCCACUAAGGACAAAACCUCAGAGAAUGCCAAACAACUCUUGGACAAGACUUGCAACAAGGCGUCUGCCAUGCUUCCUCCUACCAUGUUGCGACACUGGACCUUGUGGCCAGCAGUGCACACUUUUAACUUUUACUACAUGCCCUUGCAUCACAGAGUCUUGGUCCAGAACCUUGUAUUGGUAGGAUGGAGUGGAUACUUGAGUCACUUGAACAAUGGAGGCCUCAUGACUCCUGAUGGGGAAAUGGAGGUCACGGAAGAGAUUAUGCGACGAAAGUCCUAUCGUUCCACACCAACGACGGUGCAAAAGCUACAGCAGCAAAUGGAGGGAAGCUCCCCUAUGCGAAGCUAA
Cylindrotheca closterium is the source of this 873-nucleotide messenger RNA. NCBI's taxonomy places the organism in Eukaryota, Bacillariophyta, Bacillariophyceae, Bacillariales, Bacillariaceae. The record is from the annotation of a GenBank genome assembly.